AUGGACGAAGAACAACCGUCAUUACUUAUUCCAGACAUCCAUUUUUCUCGAAUUCCACCUAACAGACCUCACUCAAACCCUCCAGACAUGGGUAGAGUAAAAUCCACUGCCCAGAAAAAGAAACCAUCAAAACCUUCUGAAAACCAGCCUGCUUCUCAUGCAGAAAUUCCCUCGACCAGGGUAGAGCUGAGAGUACUCAUGAGCCAAGAAUCCAAACUCAAGCCCAACUCCGAAAUGUUGUUCGACCAAAUGUCGAAUGACAUGCCUGCCAAACGAGCUUUUGACUUGUACGCCAAAUUAGCGAACAAGAAAAAAUCCAACAAGCGCCAGUCUGGGAAAGGCUGCAGCAAUCCCUCCGCGAAGAGGUCUCGAACAAAAGACCCUCCUGCGCCUACUCCCACAAAAGAGACAACUCCGCCACCAGCUUCUGCUAGAGAGGCAACUCCGCCGUUUCCAGUAAAUCCAGAUCCCCCAUCUCCAGUUGGACAGACUCCUCCACCAGCUCCAACCGACCUUACGCCUCCAGCUUCCACCGUCCAGAAGCCGGCUGGUCGUCGAGAAUAA
Humulus lupulus (European hop) is the source of this 564-nucleotide messenger RNA. Its product is annotated as pollen-specific leucine-rich repeat extensin-like protein 1. The record is from RefSeq and is a predicted model, not a curated record. NCBI's taxonomy places the organism in Eukaryota, Viridiplantae, Streptophyta, Magnoliopsida, Rosales, Cannabaceae. Bases 1 to 564 code for a protein of 187 amino acids. The transcript has 2 exons.